Messenger RNA from Opisthorchis viverrini, 3699 nucleotides. RefSeq lists its product as hypothetical. The record is from RefSeq and is a predicted model, not a curated record. The coding region runs from base 1 to 3393 and encodes 1130 amino acids. NCBI's taxonomy places the organism in Eukaryota, Metazoa, Platyhelminthes, Trematoda, Opisthorchiida, Opisthorchiidae. The transcript has 10 exons.
AUGGAGAGUGAAGAUAAUGCUUUCCUUCAAGUUCUUUUCGACGAAACUAACAAAUGCGGUCCUGGGGAUGAUGUCCCGCCCUCCAUCAGCUUUGAUAUGUGGGGUACUUGCUCUAUUCGUAAUUUCCGGCGACAGCUGAGAAUGAAUCGUUCUCUCAAGUCAUUAAGGGUGCAUCUACUAACUUUGGUUUUAAGGUUUUGUAAAGUGGCUGGAGUUGAGCCAUUUGUUUAUGGAGGGACUGCACUGGGUGUCUAUCGCGAGGAUGGAAAAAUGAUUGAACGUGAUAGUGAUAUUGAUCUUGCUGCUAUCGAAUACGAUUCGACCUCCCGAGGCACUUUCACACGGCUUUUACGGGCUUGUCUGGAUAAUGGUACUGAAUAUUCAGGAAUAUAUAAUGCCAAUGAUGUGGACUUCCGAGACUCUGUAUCUCCUAUUCGGUUAGAUUUCAGUUCCGGAACGACAAUGAAGCGCUGGCUGAGCGUUGACGAUAAUGGAGAGAUCAAAGAGGCACGUUAUAACGGGUCCGACUGCAAACGAGUAAAGUUCUUCUUCUCUCUUCAGGGACUUGAAGAGGCUAGUAGGUUGCUUGGUAAGAACAAGCGCAUCGUAAGAAAUGUUUCUUCUGACCCUUCGCUUGUUCAUGUGGAUCUUUUUACUUUGUCAAUACACCCAGAUUACCCGAACACCCAUUUUCGUGUAAACUGGAAUAUACCAGGUGUUUAUAAUUGUUCGGAAAAGCCCUUCCCCAUCAGUGCUAUCCUCCCUUGCCGUCCUUGCACGUUUGAAGGAAUUCCUUUGCAGGCACCUGCCGACCUGAAGGUCUAUUUGGAGAUAGAGUAUGGGUAUCUUGGGAGGGAUGCCAUAUAUGACUCGGCUUCUCGAAUGUUCGUGCCGGUAUCUCCCAAUCAUCGUCGCUUUAUUCCACCGUGCUUACUCCUCCCUACCAUGAGAACCAUUUCUACCCUGAAUCGCCUCACCGAAUUCCGUAGUCUCCUCCGGUCCCGUCAGUUGCAGGCCUACAUUUUACACUCGGAGGAUGAGCACUUUAGUGAGUAUGUUGAUCCAGCCGAUAGACGAUAUUCGUUCCUCUCGGGCUUUACUGGCUCUGUGUGCACAACAGUUGUGACCCUGGAUAAGGCCGCGUUGUGGGCCGAUGGACGCUACCACCUGCAGGCCUCUCACGAGUUGGAUGGUAACUGGGUUCUCAUGAAGAAAGGUCUCCCUGAUGUUCCUAGUGAGGCUACUUGGCUCUCUCGGAACACUCCACCGGGAUCCAGGAUCGGCUUCGAUCCCAAACAGAUACCUUACCUGCAGAUCCAGGCAUACCGUAGAGAACUGGACGAAGCGCAGUUCGAAGUGGUUUCCAGUGGCGAUUUUUCGGACAAUGCAACUCGUUCAGAGUCCCGCCGACUAGUGGAUGUUCUUGGACCUAAUCUGAUCGACCUUGUAUGGGACAAAAUGUCUGAAAUCCCAGAAGAACAGUGCAGUCGACCUGUUCGGAAGGCAAAUCCUAUCACUAAUGUUCCAAUCUCAUUCGCGGGACAAACGUGGCAAGAGAAGGUGCAACGAAUCCGUGUUUUAAUGGACCCCAAGCGGGUUUCGUUAUUAGCCAUCUCAACAUUGGAUGAAAUAGCCUGGUUGCUAAAUUUGCGCGGUAGUGAUGUCAUAUACAAUCCGGUUUUCUUUGCCUACUUGUUGGUCACACUAGAUGCUGUCCACUUGUUCCUGAAUGCAUCCUCUGUAGCUGAGUCACAAGGCGUCUUGAAAACGCAGUUUGGUGAUCCGAGCCUGAAUGUAUUCAUUCAUCCAUACGCUGAGUUCUUUGAACACCUGGAAAACCAAGUGGCUCAACUCCCGAAAACACAUCCUCGUGUUUGGUUUGAUUACAACGCAAGUUAUGCGAUGGUUUCUUGUGUCCCAGAGUCACAGAGACUAAUGGCCAUCUCACCCAUAGCGCAGAUGAAAGCAACAAAACUUCCCACCGAAUUAGAGGGGAUUCGUAGUGCACAUGCGAUGGAUGCUCUUAUUCUAUGUGACUUUCUUGCCUGGAUGGACGAAGUUGCCGAGCGAAACCGCACAUUGAAUCAUACAGAGCGAGUACCGAUGAAGGGUGAUGUAUGUGAACCCGCCGGGUCACCUUCUUUGCCAGCACCAGUCAGUUUGACUGAGUCUUCUGUGGCUGGCUAUCUCGACGAACUACGCUCACAAGCGCCAUCCUUCGUGAGCCUCAGUUUCACUACUAUUUCUGGAGCAGACGCCAAUGGUGCCAUCAUUCACUACCGUCCCAUUCCCGGCAAAGACGCGCCUAUUAGCCCAUCUACGUUCUACCUGGUCGAUUCGGGAGCGCAGUACCUUUCUGGAACAACCGACGUAACGCGAUCCGUACACUUGCAUGAGCCAACGGUCGAACAACAGUCGUGCUAUACUCUAGUGCUGAAAGCUCACAUUGCUGUCGCCAGUCAGGUUGCAUCGGAGCUGGAUACCGCGGAUAAAUAUCCGUGGAAACACUCGUUUUGGGAAUACGAGCCAUCGAUUCGAGAGAGGCGAAGUGACCAACUCUCCGCUGUUGUGCAGACUUUCACCCCAAGCAGCUACCAGCUCCUCCUUGGUGUUUACGCAUGCUCCAUGGACUCGGAUCGGAAGGCUGAGAUCCCGAACAAUUUUGCCGAAUGCGGAAUCAUCUUUCCAACCAAUACGCCUGGAACCAGCUUGGAUGUUUUGGCUCGCCGUGAACUCUGGAAUUAUCGUAAUAACUUUGCUCACGGAACAGGACAUGGAGUUGGUGCAUUCCUGUGUGUUCACGAAGGACCAGUUGGUUUAUCUGGUAGUCGCAUGGGGAGUUGGGCCCGCCUAGGAGUCACUGAACCCGGUAUCCAGAAAGACAUGGUUCUAACCAUCGAACCUGGUUACUAUUUGGAAAACCAGUUUGGAAUUCGGUUGGAAAAUGUGGUCGUUGUUGUCCCCGCAGCACCACUUCCAGUACAAUACACCGUUCCGCCCACCGCGGCUUCCGACGUCGAAUGGCUUACCUUCUCACCCAUCACUGUUGUCCCAUUUCAAAGAAAAUUGAUAAUCAGGUCGAUGCUUACUCAGUCCGAGUUGGACUGGUUGAAUCGUUAUCAGUUGUUCGUGCGUGAGACUAUCAGGGACCAAUUAAUGCAGGAAUCGAAUCUUGCCACUUUCGAUCCGGAUCAAUUAUCUCAAACCCGUCGGCGUUGUUGGACCUGGGUGCAACGUGAGACUACCCCCUUUCGUCUCAACCGCUAUCCCAGGGAUCACCUUCCUCGUCUAAACACCACCAGAAACGUGCAAAACCCACUCUCUUCCCCACCACAUCACCAUCUGAUUCUCAAUUUGGGACCCGUCAGCCUCGCACUCUUUUGUGGUAGCUAGAACUUGGUUAUUUGCACUGCUGUAGUCUUUUUGAAUUAUCAGAUUUGAUUCCAAAUGAAUCGUUUAUCUAGUCAACCAGCAUUCGAUGUCCUUUCAUUUCAACAAUUUUCCGUUCUGGGUUCCUUGGCUUGGUGUAGUUGUGAUACCGUUGUUUCUCUGUAUGCGGCUAUUUCCCUCUGGGAGGGUUAUCUGAAGGGGUUCCCAUCUUUGCGAGCAGUCUCUGUUACAACGCAAACGGUACCUUUUUUACGAAGAGUAGUACAUUCUUUCCAGAGAACUGACUUCAGUUUGUCCCCUUCAUCUCCA